AUGAAUGCAUAUAACACAGACGGUAGAUAUUUAUUGAUAAUUUAUGAAAAAGUAUUUAAAGUAAUUUACAUAAAGAAUUUAAAAGAUAAGAAAGAUGAGAACGUUAAGGUGCCCGCAUUAUUUAUAUAUCGAAAGAAUGGGAAAUGUUUAGAGAAGAGAAUAUUAAAAGAGAAGAUAAGAAAAAAGAGUAAAAAAUAUGGAAAUAUAUUAAAUGAAUUAAUAAUAGACAAUUUAAUAGGUACCAUAGAGUUUAGGAAUGAGCUAUUUUUAUUUGUAGUAGAAAAAUGGAGAUUAUUAAGUAAAUUUUAUUAUAUGGAUAAAUAUAGAAGUAUUUAUAAAAUAGAGAAGGUCCAUUAUAUACCAUAUAAUGUAGAUAUCAUACCAAUAAAUACUGCAAUAAAUAAUAGUUUAAAUAUAGAUGACAAUUCGAAUAAUUAUUUUAUAAAUAAUGUAAAAAAUAAUGAGGAUAUAAAUAAGAAUUUUGAAAUAAUAGACAACUCAAUCAAUUUCGAAUAUAACAAUAAUAAUAAUAACAACUUUGGAAUAAUUACAGCAUCUUCUCUAAAAACAAAUGACGUUGUAAAUAAGUCUGAUGAUAUUUCAUAUGAUUUUUUUAAUACGAACAAUAAAAAUAUAAGUAGCUGUCAAGGUAAUAAUUCUAAUAAAAAUGUGACUUUGAAAAAGUCCGGCAAUUUAGAAAAUGAUAAGAAAGACAACAUUUUAAAUGAUUUUGAGGUAGUGGAUAAUAUUAAUAGUUAUAAUUCUUAUAAAAAUAAUAAUAAUUAUAAUAAGAAAGAAGAAAAAAAUAAGAAAAUUCUUACCUUCAAUAGUGCAAAAAAAUGGCUUACGACUCAAUUUAAUCAUAAAAAUAUUUUAAAUAUUAUAUCAGAUAUAACAAAUUAUGACAGCAAGAAUGUUAAUGAAAAUGAUCGAACUGUGGGAAAAGUACAAAAUGAAUUAGAAAAGGAUAAUAAUAGUUUUUUAAAAAAUGACAAAGCAUCUACAUCAUCUUAUAACACAUCUGCAUGUAAUAACACUAAUAAAAUAAGUACUCUUUUUAGUUCCCAUACAAAUAUAUCGACAAAUGAUGAAAAUAUAUCUAUUAAUAAAAGUGACAAGGAUAGCUAUCCACCAAAUAAUAAUAUUAACAAUAUAAACAAUAUUAACAAUAAUAAUAAUAAUAGUAGUAGUAAUAGUAAAUGUAAUAGUAAUAACAAGAAUCUGAAUAUUCAUAAAUCUAUGAGUUCACAUACCAAUAUGAGCAUACAUAAAAAUCUGAAUAUUAACACAAAUAAAAUGACACACCAUCACAGCAAUAAUAAUAAUAUGAAACAAUCUAGUGGGGAAAAAAAUACAACAACCACUAAAGAUACAAUUAGAAAUAAUUAUAAUAAUGAUACGUUAAAUAAAAUGAAUUUUAAUAGUGUCGAGAAUUCCUUGAGCUCUAUAUAUGAUGAAGAUAAUUUAAGUGAAUCCAAACCAGAUACUGCAAAUUAUAGUUCAAAAGUUCACACAAGUUUAAUUGAUAAUACAUUUUUUAAUAAAGAAGGAAAUGGAAAGAAGGAGGAAUUAACUAUACUUGUAAAUAAUAAAAAUAUUGUAGACAGUGAAAAUAAUAUAUUAAUUGGUAUAAAAAAAGAUGAAGAAAAAAUCAACCAAAGGAAUUCUAUGUUUGAUCAAGAUAAUGAAAAUAACAAAAAAAAUGUAUUGGAUAAGAAGAAUAUAAAUAAUAAUAAUAAUAAUAAUAAUAAUAAUAAUAACAAUUUAUUGUAUAUAAAUAAAAAUGAUGUACAUGAAAAUGAUGUUAAUAAAAGGAAUUCACGUGAUAGAAAAUUUUCAGAGGUUUUAUCAGAAGAUAAAAAAGGAUCGAACGCUAGUAAUAAAAGUUCCAUAAAUGUAGUUAAUAAUAAUAUAAAAGAUCUUAUUAAUCAUUCAUAUUUUAAUGUUAAAGGUAAUCCAAGAAUGCAAGAAAAUAGUGAAAAGAAAAAUUCGUAUUCUUCGCUUUUUAAAAAUGAAGAUGUUCGAAAUGAUGAGAAAAAGAAUAAUUCUAAAAUGGAUAUACAUAAAUAUUUAAAAACUAUUCAGAAAUUAUUAAGCGUCCAUAUGUAUUAUUCGUAUGAUUAUGAUUUAACUCAAUGUAUUCAAAAAAAAGUAAAAAAUAAUAUAGAAGAGGUCGAAGUGGAACCAUUGGUAUAUAAUACUCGUUUAAAUAAUUUAAAUAAUAAAAAGAAAAAAUCUUUUUUAAAAAUGUGUGAAAAGAAAUAUGUGUGGAAUUACCAAAUGAUAAAGAAGAUGAAAAAUAAAUGUAAAAUUGAUGAUAAUUGGUUCUGUUCUAUUAUACAAGGAUAUAUAUCUUAUACAUCUAUCGAAAUAAAUAAAAAAUGUUUAGAACUACUUUUAAUAAGUAGGAGGUCUUCUAUUUUGGGUGGAACUCGAUUUAAUAAACGAGGUAUAAAUGAUGAUGGAUAUGUAGCUAAUUAUGUGGAAUCUGAACAGAUAGUUCGUAUUAAUAAUAGAAAUAUUAAUUAUGUGGAUAAGUUUGAUCAAGUAAAUAACAAGGAUAAUACUUCUAUGUCUGAUAUAAAUUAUGAUUCAUAUAAAAAUAAAAAUUUUAAAAGUAACAAAGGGGACAUGGACAAAAAUAAUAGUAAUAGAAAUAAUACAUAUAAUAAUAGUAAUGUAUCUAAUGAGAUAUUAGCAUCCCCAAACUUAACACAUGAUCAGGUAAAUCAUUUAAAGGCAAAUAAUAUGCAGGAAAAGGAUAAAAAUAAUAAUUCUUUUGGUUCGUCUCAAGUGGUUGGAGGUAAUAUUUCAACGGAAACGAAAGAGCAAUUUGUUAAUAAGGACAAAAUCAAUCAAGGAGUUUUUGGAACAUAUAAAAUGAAUGAUUCAUAUGAUAAUAAUAAUAAUAAUAAUAAUAAUAAUAAUAAUAAUAAUAACAAUAACAAUAACAAUAACAAUAACAAUAACAAUAGCAGUAGUAGUACUAAUAAAUAUGUAGGAAGAAAUUUUGAAAAUCGAAUUAUAUCACUUGUUCAAAUUAGAGGUUCGAUACCCCUGUUUUGGAAACAACAUUCCAUGUCUUCACAUGUAAAUAUUCAACGAUCAUCCUUAUUAAGUAUUAAAGCAUUUAAAGAGCAUAAUAAGAAAUUAAUUAAUAGUUAUGGUAACAAUAUUUAUUAUAUAAAUUUAUUAAGUCAGAAUAAAAGUAAUGAAAAGAAAUUGACGAAGAAAAUGAUUGAAAUGAUAAAUUUUAUAAAGAAGGAUAAACAUUAUAAAGAAAAAGAUUACAUUAAUUAUAUUGAAUAUGAUUUUCAUAUUUCUGUGAAAAAUAAAAGUUUUGAAGAUGCAAUGAAUGAUUUUAUUAAUAAAAUAUUAUUAAAGGAAAUAAAGAAUGUAUCAUUUUUUAUUGAACCUAUAAAAGUGAGCACGAGUAAUAAUGAAAAUAAAAAUAACAAUAGUACUGAUAAUAAUAAAAAUAAUAUCAAUGAUAACGAUGAUGAUGAUAAUGAUAAUAAUGGUGAUAAGGAUAACGAUGUGAACAAUAUUAAUAUAAAUAAUACUAAUAACAAUAAUAUUAAAAAUAAAGAUUACAGUUAUGAUAAUGGAGAGGGAGAGAAUAAAAAAGAAUCAUCGGGUGCUUUUCAAAAUGGUGUAUUUAGAACAAAUUGUUUAGAUUGUUUAGAUAGAACUAAUGUAUUUCAAUAUUAUUAUGCCUUAUUUUUUAUUUUAUAUAUUUUACAUCUUUCAAGAAAUGAUAUGUUUUUGAAGGCUGUAAAUAAGUCUUAUUUAUGUUAUUAUAAAAAUGUAAAUAAUAUGUGUAAUGAUAAAAAUGUUACUAUAUUAACAACAUUACCUACUGAAAAUUACUUACUUGACUUAUCUGACAAAUAUGCCAUGAAUAGAAAUUAUGAUUAUGUAAAUAAUAAAAAUGAAAAUAUGGGUAUGUUUGAUGGUUUUUCCUAUAUAAUUAAUGAUGGAAGAUUUAUGAAUAAUAAGAAAACAUCUGAUACUGCUGAUGAAUUAAAAAGAUUAGGUUUAGAUCAAAAGAAAGAAAAAUAUGGAAAUUCAAAUGAUAAAGAUUAUAAUAAAGAUGAUAAAAAAAAAGUAGAACAAAUCGAUGAAUAUGUUUAUAUAUUAAAACAUUUAUUUAAAAAAAUGUGGGUAGAAAAUGGGGAUAUUAUUAGUACUCAUUAUACAGGUACAGGUAGUGUUUUUUCUUCACAAAUAAAUGUAGGUAGAUCAUCAUUGAGUACUAAUAUUGAUCAUGCAAUAAAAUCGAUUGAACGAUUUUAUCAAAACAAUUUUGAAGAUAAUUUUAGGCAAGAGUGUAUAGAUAUAAUUUUAUGUAGUGGAAAGUAUAAUAAUAAUAGGAGAUCAUUCUUAGGUUCUGAUUUUACCUAUUUAUUAAAUUGUAAUAAUACAAGUACUGUGAAUAAGGACUCUACCAAUAGUAUGAACAAAUAUGAUGUAAAUAAUAAUAACAACAAUAAUAAUAAUAAAAUUUUGGAUUCGUCCAUGAAUUAUUUACAACAAAAUAAACUUAAUCUUAAGAAUAAAAAAUUAUUAAAAGAGAACCAAGAGAAAGGAAAUAAACAAGAAUCCAAAGUUCUCAGUAAAAGAAAAAGAGCUUUGUUAAAACUGAAAAAAAUAUCCGCUGCAUAUAAUAUUAAUACGCAUCAUAAUUGGAAAAAUUUUAUUCAUAAUACCAAUUCUGUAAAAGAUCAUAUAGAUAAUCCUGGAAAUAAAAACAAAAAUGUAGAUGGAAAUAAAGAGCUAGACAAAAAAGAAUACGAGCAUAAAGCUAAAAGAAUUUUGCAGGAAAUGGACAGUUCAGAUGAAUCAGAUCUGGAAAUAGAAGACAAUAAUGAAUAUUUUUAUUAUAAUGAAAAUGGAAAAAUGGAAAUGUUUGACGAAGGUAUGAUUGAAAAUAUAGAUGAUCAUAAUAUGAAUUAUCCAGUACUUGCAAAACCCAAUGAAUAUUAUGGGGUGCAGGCAGAUGGAAUUGAUGAGGAGGACGAAGAUUAUGAUAACGUAGAUGAAGAAGAAGAGGAUGCUUAUAAUUACGAUAGUAAAAAACAUCUUAAUAUUCCUUACAAUGAUGUAGAAGGGAAAAUUUUAAAAAGUGAUGUUAAUUAUUUAAAUAAUAGAAAUAUGAACGAUUUAUGGUCAAGAACAAACAACAGUAGUAGUAUCAAUAAUACAAUCGAAAUCGAUAGUAGCACUUCUGAUAGUAUAGAAAAGAAAAGAAGAAAUCGAAGAAGAGAAAAAAUGCGAAGAAGAAGGAGAAGACAAAUGAAGAAACUUAAAAAUAGGAGUGAUUCUAUAUAUUUAGAUGAUAUGCAUAAAGAUAAUAAAUAUGUGUAUGGUGUUAAUAAUGAACCUAUUUAUAAUGAUUAUUUAAGUCAUGAUCUUAUAAAUCAAUAUUGUGUAGAUUGUUCGAAUUCGAAAUUUGUGAAUAAUUAUGCAAAGAAAAAAAUUAUUAAUACAGAUUAUGAAGAACGAAUUAUAAAGUUAUGGGCAGGUACAUGGAAUUUAUGUGGAGGAGAUUUGGAGGAAUUAAAUGAUAUAUCAUCAUGGCUUAAUGAAGUUGAUGAUUAUAUUGAUAUGUAUGUAUUUUGUUUCCAAGAAGUGGUCGAAUUAACAGGAUUUCGUAUAUUAAUGAAUAUGAAAGAUAAAUUUAAAGAGAAAAAAAUUGAACAAAUGAUUACACAAACAUUAGGAGAAGUAUCUCAAAGGCAAAAAGAAUUAUAUUUGAGAGGAGAGAAAUAUAAUAAUAAUAGUAAUAAUAUGAAGAUAAAAAAGAAAAGUGCUCAUAUUGUAUCGGAAACACCGUAUAGAAAUGAAAAUCGUAAAAAUUUAUACGCUACCAAUGAAGGAAAAGAGCAAGAUGUUAUAAUGAAUAAUGAUAAUGUUGAUGAUGAAUAUUAUGAAAAUUAUUUAAAAUGUUUUAACGAUGAAUAUAUGAAAAAUGAAAACAACAGAAAUAAUAGUUAUAAUGAUAAUAAUAAAAAAUCAAAUAAUUAUAAAUAUGAUGAUAUGAACAUACUAGCACAACACGGUGAAGAACAAAGAAUUAGAGAGGAUAAUAAUUCAUUGCUUGAUAUAUCAAAAAAUUGUUUUUUAAAUAAUUAUUUUAAUAGUUUAGAGGGCGAUGUUUUAAAUUUAGAUAUAAUGGGUGAGAGGAAGAUGACAUUCUCUAAUUUGAUGGACAUGGACAAGAGGGAGUAUAUUGAUGAUAUGAACAAAUAUAAAGAACAUAAUGAAUAUAAUAAUAUAUCUAAAGAAAUGGAAUAUAAUAACGAUUUUAAUUUAAUAGAUGCUUUAGAAGAUUAUGAUAAUAUAGAAAAUAAACCUAAUAAACAUAACUACAUAAAUGAAGAUUUAUUGAAAAGUAAUGAAACACAUAUAAGUUCCAAUGUGAAGGAUAUUUUUCAAAAUAAAGUACCCAAUAGCUUGAAUAUGAAUUUGGAUGAUAUAUUUAACGAUGAGUUUAUAUCAAAUCCAAAGGAGGAUGAUUAUUAUAUUAAUUCAAAUAAGGGAAAUAUUAGAGGUUCUUAUGUAAUUGAAGAAUUAUAUAAUCGUAAAUAUAAUGAUAUGAAUAAUUUUAAUAUGAAUGAUGAAUUGGAGGAUAAUAUAUUUAAUAGAAAUAAAGAUAUGGAAAUGAAAAUGGCUAGACCGAUGGAUAUGUACGAUAGAAGAGGUAGUCACUCAAAUGAAAUUCAAAAUAAAAGUAGAAAUAUAAAUGAUAAUAUAAAUAUUAACAAUGACAUCUUUGAAAAUAAUGAAGCUAACGCGUUUGAUAAUAGCAGUAAUCAUUUCAGAGUAAAAAAUUACAACUUUACGAGUGUGCAAGAUGUUUUUGAAGAUUGUGAUAUCAAAGUAUUAGGAAGUAGUAAUAAUAAUAUGAUGUAUGAAAGAAGGUAUGAAUCACCAAAAAGGAAAGGUAAAAAUUUUAAUGAAAAAGUAAAAAGGGAAAUACAUAAAAUAGAUGAUUAUUAUGAAAAUGUACAAAAGGAGGAAAGAAAGAAUAAUAAGGGUUUUGCUGCUGGUGGUAGUAGUAGUGGUUAUAAUAAUAAGGAGUUUGACAAAUACUUUUUGAACUUAAGAAAAUUUAAAUAUGUAAAAUUGAAAUCUGUAUCUAUGAUUGGUUUAUUUAUUAUUAUAUUUAUUGAUGAAGCUUUAGUUGAUCAUAUAAGAGAAAUAGAAGUAUGUAAGGUGAAAGUAGGUCUUAAGGGAAAUACAGGAAAUAAAGGAAGUGUAUCUGUUAAAUUUAGAUUAGGAUAUAAUUCCUUCUGUUUUAAUAAUAUUCAUUUAGCAUCUGGUCAAACAAAUAUAUUUGAAAGGAAUACACAAAUGCAGAACAUUUUAAGCAAUAGUUUUCAAAAUCAAGAAUUAAAUAAUUUAUUUAAUUUUGAUUAUUUCUUUGCAUGUGGAGAUUUUAAUUUUAGAAUAAACAAAAAUCUUGAAGAAGUACUUAAAUUAAUAUCUAACAAAAAUAUUAAGCAUUUAUUAAAUUAUGAUCAAUUUAUUUAUAAUAAGAUGUAUAAUAUAUUACCAUUUUGUCUCUUUUAUGAGCAUCCCAUAACGUUUAACCCAACAUACAAAUAUAAGAAACAUUCGAAUAUGUACGACAUUAGGAGAACCCCUGCCUGGUGUGAUCGUGUUUUAAUGAGUGGCAAACUUGUACACUUAUCCGAAAUUGAGAAGAAAAGGAAUGAACAUAUGUCAAGAGAACAUUAUAGGGGACAUAAUAUUAGAAUAGACCAGAGAAAUAAAAGUGAUAUGUUUGAUAAUAAAAGGAAUAAUAUGUCUGAUAAGGAUAUAUUGAAUGAUUUUUAUAAUAAUGAUAAAAUAUAUUUUAAAUAUAUAGAUUAUAAGACACAUAAUAAUUUUUUCUCAAGUGAUCAUAAACCAGUUAGUGCUCUUAUUGAAUUGAAAGUAUUUUUUGAUAAAAAAGAUAUUGAAUAUAAAUUAUUACACUCUUAUAGUAUGAAAACAACAGAUGAAUAUGGAUAUUUAGGAAAAGGCUCAAGUAAUACAAGCAAUAGUAGUAGUAAUAAAAAUAAUAAUAAUAAUUUAUUUGAUUAUUUUUUUUCUAAUGGUUAUGGUAUAAGUAAAUAUACUACUAACCCUAUAUCCCAAAUUCUUAAUUAUUCAAACCCCCUUAAUUCAAAAUAUAAAAAUGAACCGAAUGAGCAUUCGUUUCAUGAAGAUGCCAUAAGAAAUAUUGAAAAUUUUGAGGAAUAUACAAAAUGA
Plasmodium reichenowi is the source of this 8259-nucleotide messenger RNA. Its product is annotated as inositol-phosphate phosphatase, putative. NCBI's taxonomy places the organism in Eukaryota, Apicomplexa, Aconoidasida, Haemosporida, Plasmodiidae. The transcript is spliced from 2 exons. Bases 1 to 8259 code for a protein of 2752 amino acids. Gene Ontology annotation, molecular function: phosphatase activity. Gene Ontology annotation, biological process: phosphatidylinositol dephosphorylation. The record is from RefSeq and is a predicted model, not a curated record.